CCUCCUCCCCGGGGCCUCGCGGGCGGGAGGGAGGCGAGGGGUGGCCCAGCCUGGGUGGUCUCGUGCCCCGCCCCCUGCGGCGCCGUUACCUAGCAGCGGGUCCGGCCGCGCGGCUCGGGUAAUUUGCGGGCCCCUCAGCCAAUGGGAGGGCGUCGCCCCGGCCAGCUCCCUUUUUCUGGAGCUCCAGCCACCUCCCGGGCACUCCAGUCAGCACCUCCAGCCCUUCUGGGCGUCUCCAGGCAGCGAUUUCGCCUGCGCGCGGGACCCAUUCCUCCUCCAGCCGCCUCGGCCCACUGAGCGGGUGAACCCCGGCGCCGCGCCCCGGACCCACAGCGCCCUGCACUUCUGUCUCCCAGCCGCCGUUAACACCCGCACCCCACAGUCUCACCCCCGUCCGCGCCUCGGCGGCCCCACUGAAUCCCCACGAGAGGACCAGCGGUACCGGGAGGCCGGGCUAGCCUAUGAGAGUUCCCAGAUAAUGCGGGUUGGGGGCGCCCACGCCCCUCUUCCCCGCCAGCAUGACUCGGUCGCCGCCCCUCAGAGAGCUGCCUCCGAGUUACACACCCCCAGCUCGAACCGCAGCACCUCAGAUCCUAGCUGGGAGCCUAAAGGCUCCACUCUGGCUUCGUGCUUACUUCCAGGGCCUGCUCUUCUCUCUGGGCUUUGGGAUCCAGAGACACUGUGGCAAAGUGCUCUUUCUGGGACUGUUGGCCUUUGGGGCCCUGGCAUUAGGUCUUCGCGUGGCUAUUAUUGAGACAAACCUGGAACAGCUCUGGGUAGAAGUGGGCAGCCGGGUGAGCCAGGAGCUGCAUUACACCAAGGAGAAGCUGGGGGAGGAGGCUGCAUACACCUCUCAGAUGCUGAUACAGACCUCACGCCAGGAGGGAGAGAACAUCCUCACGCCUGAAGCGCUUGGCCUCCACCUCCAGGCAGCCCUCACUGCCAGCAAAGUCCAAGUAUCACUCUAUGGGAAGUCCUGGGAUUUGAACAAAAUCUGCUAUAAGUCAGGAGUUCCCCUUAUUGAAAAUGGAAUGAUUGAGCGGAUGAUUGAGAAGCUGUUUCCGUGCGUGAUCCUCACACCCCUCGACUGCUUCUGGGAGGGAGCCAAACUCCAAGGGGGCUCCGCCUACCUGCCUGGCCGCCCGGAUAUCCAGUGGACCAACCUGGAUCCAGAGCAGCUGCUGGAGGAGCUGGGUCCCUUUGCCUCCCUUGAGGGCUUCCGGGAGCUGCUAGACAAGGCACAGGUGGGCCAGGCCUACGUGGGGCGGCCCUGUCUGCACCCUGACGACCUCCACUGCCCACCUAGUGCCCCCAACCAUCACAGCAGGCAGGUUCCCAAUGUGGCUGACGAGCUGAGCGGGGGCUGCCAUGGCUUCUCCCACAAAUUCAUGCACUGGCAGGAGGAAUUGCUGCUGGGAGGCACGGCCAGAAACCCCCAAGGGCAGCUGCUGAGGGCAGAGGCCCUGCAGAGCACCUUCUUGCUGAUGAGUCCACGCCAGCUGUAUGAGCAUUUCCGGGGUGACUAUCAGACGCAUGACAUAGGCUGGAGUGAGGAACAGGCUGGCACAGUGCUACAAGCCUGGCAGCGGCGCUUUGUGCAGCUGGCCCAGGAGGCCCUGCCUGAGAACGCUUCCCAGCAGAUCCACGCCUUCUCCUCCACCACCUUGGAUGACAUCCUGCAUGCAUUCUCUGAAGUCAGUGCUGCCCGUGUGGUGGGAGGCUACCUGCUCAUGCUGGCCUAUGCCUGUGUGACCAUGCUGCGGUGGGACUGUGCCCAGUCCCAGGGUGCCGUGGGCCUCGCUGGGGUGCUGCUGGUGGCCCUGGCAGUGGCCUCAGGCCUUGGGCUCUGUGCCCUGCUCGGCAUCACCUUCAAUGCUGCCACUACCCAGGUGCUGCCCUUCCUGGCUCUGGGAAUUGGUGUGGAUCACGUAUUCCUGCUGGCACACGCCUUCACAGAGGCUCUGCCUGGCACCCGUCUCCAGGACCAAAUGGGCGAGUGUCUGCAGCGCACGGGCACCAGUGUGGUCCUCACAUCCAUCAACAACAUGGCCGCCUUCCUCAUGGCUGCCCUCGUUCCCAUCCCUGCACUGCGAGCCUUCUCCCUGCAGGCGGCCAUAGUGGUUGGCUGCACCUUUGUAGCCGUGAUGCUUGUCUUCCCAGCCAUCCUCAGCCUGGACCUACGGCGGCGCCACUGCCAGCGCCUGGAUGUGCUCUGCUGCUUCUCCAGUCCCUGCUCUGCUCGGGUGAUUCAGAUCCUUCCCCAGGAGCUGGGGGACAGGACAGUACCAGUGGGCAUUACCCACCUGACGGCCACAGUUCAAGCCUUUACCCACUGUGAAGCCAGCAGCCAGCAUGUGGUCACCAUCCUGCCUCCCCAGGCCCACCUGGUGCCUCCACCUUCUGACCCACUGGGCUCUGAGCUCUUCAGCCCUGGAGGGUCCACACGGGACCUUCUAGGCCAGGAGGAGGAGCCAAAGCAGAAGGCAGCCUGCAGGUCCCUGCCCUGUGCCCGCUGGAAUCUUACCCAUUUUGCCCGCUAUCAGUUUGCCCCCUUGCUGCUCCAGUCACAGGUCAAGGCCAUCGUGCUGGUGCUUUUUGGCACUCUUCUGGGCCUGAGCCUCUACGGAGCCACACUGGUGCAAGACGGGCUGGCCCUGACGGAUGUGGUGCCUCGGGGCACCAAGGAGCAUGCCUUCCUGAGCGCCCAGCUCAGGUACUUCUCCCUGUACGAGGUGGCCCUGGUGACCCAGGGUGGCUUCGACUACGCCCACUCCCAACGCGCCCUCUUUGAUCUGCACCAGCGCUUCAGUUCCCUCAAGGCCGUGCUGCCCCCACCGGCCACCCAGGAACCCCGCACCUGGCUGCACUAUUACCGAAACUGGCUACAGGGAAUCCAGGCUGCGUUUGAUCAGGACUGGGCUUCUGGGCGCAUCACUCGCCACUCGUACCGCAAUGGCUCUGAGGAUGGGGCCCUGGCCUACAAGCUGCUCAUCCAGACCGGAGACUCCCAGGAGCCUCUGGAUUUCAGCCAGCUGACCACAAGGAAGCUGGUGGACAGAGAGGGACUGAUUCCACCCGAGCUCUUCUACGUGGGGCUGACCGUGUGGGUGAGCAGUGACCCCCUGGGUCUGGCAGCCUCACAGGCCAACUUCUACCCCCCACCUCCUGAAUGGCUGCACGACAAAUACGAUACCACAGGGGAGAACCUUCGCAUCCCGCCAGCUCAGCCCUUGGAGUUUGCCCAGUUCCCCUUCCUGCUGCGGGGCCUCCGGAAGACUGCAGACUUUGUGGAGGCCAUCGAGGGGGCCCGGGCAGCAUGUGCAGAGGCGGGCCAGGCUGGGGUGAACGCCUACCCCAGCGGCUCCCCCUUCCUCUUCUGGGAGCAGUAUCUCGGAUUGCGGCGCUGCUUCCUGCUGGCCAUCUGCAUCCUGCUGGUGUGCACUUUCCUUGUCUGUGCCCUUCUGCUCCUCAACCCCUGGACGGCUGGCCUCAUAGUGCUGGUCCUGGCGAUGAUGACCGUGGAGCUGUUUGGUAUCAUGGGUUUCCUGGGCAUCAAGCUGAGCGCCAUCCCCGUGGUGAUCCUCGUGGCCUCUGUAGGCAUUGGCAUUGAGUUCACAGUACAUGUGGCUCUGGGCUUCCUGACCACCCAGGGUAGCCGGAACCUGCGGGCUGCCCGUGCCCUGGAGCACACAUUUGCCCCUGUGACCGAUGGGGCCAUCUCUACAUUGCUGGGUCUGCUCAUGCUUGCUGGUUCCAACUUUGACUUCAUUGUAAGGUACUUCUUCGUGGUGCUGACAGUGCUUACGCUCCUCGGCCUCCUCCACGGACUUGUGCUGCUGCCUGUGCUGCUGUCUAUCCUGGGCCCGCCACCAGAGGUGAUACAGAUGUACAAGGAAAGCCCUGAGGUCCUGAGUCCACCAGCUCCACAGGGAGGCGGGCUUAGGUGGGGGGCAGCCCCCUCCCUCCCCCAGAGCUUUGCCAGAGUGACUACCUCCAUGACCGUGGCCAUCCACCCACCCCCGCUGCCUGGUGCCUAUAUCCACCCAGCCUCUGAUGAGCCCCCUUGGUCCCCUGCUGCCACCAGCUCUGGCAACCUCAGUUCCAGGGGACCAGGUCCAGCCACUGGGUGAAAGAGCAGCUGAAGCAUGGAGACCCUGUGUGGGCUGCAUGAGGUCACUGGGAAGCACUGGGUCAGGUAUUAGAUGCAGGAUGGACCCCUGGAGGGCCCUGCUGCUGCUGGUCCCCCUCUCCUGACUCAAUCACAGACCUCCCUGAUAUCCACAGAACAGCCCCCGUCUUGCACACCCAGGCCUGUGUGGGCCUGUGUCUGUGUCAAGAGAGUGAAAGCCAGCACUUCAGGCUGCAGUGCAGCCCUGUCCCCCUUCCCACCCCACACCACUGCCCACCCAGCAGACCAAGCCCGAGGGACCCUCCAGCACCCUUCCUCAGCCCCAGCCUCACCUCCUGGCGGCUCCUGGGCAGACUGUCCGUAUCCCUACUCACCUCCUACCACAUCCAUUAUUUAUAUGAAGAUGUCUAUUUUUGUAGUAUACAUAGAUGUUAGCUAUGCUGAAAGUUUUAUUUUUUAAAGAAUGAAAUAUAUUCUAUGUGAACU
Saimiri boliviensis boliviensis (Bolivian squirrel monkey) is the source of this 4615-nucleotide messenger RNA. RefSeq names its product patched 2 (gene PTCH2). Gene Ontology annotation, cellular component: plasma membrane. The record is from RefSeq and is a predicted model, not a curated record. NCBI's taxonomy places the organism in Eukaryota, Metazoa, Chordata, Mammalia, Primates, Cebidae. Gene Ontology annotation, biological process: negative regulation of smoothened signaling pathway. Gene Ontology annotation, molecular function: smoothened binding; hedgehog family protein binding; hedgehog receptor activity.